AACAAUAAGAAGUACUACUCCUCUAUGAAAUCUGGCGGGAAAAUGUCGAUGACAAUUAACGGAGAAAUGGGAGAAGAAAUGAAGCAGAAAUUUAGGGCUUUUCCGUACAAACCCUACACCAUUCAGAUUGAUUUCAUGAACGCUCUCUACGAUUCUCUUGAUAAAGGAGGAAUCGCUAUGCUCGAAAGCCCUACAGGUACAGGAAAAACCCUAAGUAUAAUCUGUAGCGCUUUGCAGUGGCUUGUUGAUCGAAAACAAAGUUUAAAUGAUGAUAGUUUAGUCGAUACACAUCCGAAUGGAACGAACGGAAAGAAUGGAGAUUGUGUUGGAUCGGAUGAGGAACCGGAUUGGUUGAGGAAUAGUUUUGGGAGUAAAGAGGUUGAAAGCCCUAAAAAGAAGGUUAAGGUGAAGAAAAGGUUAGGGUUUAGUAGUAAAAAGCGUGAAGAGACGGAAAUCGAGGAGAGUUUUAGGGAUUUGUAUAGUCAGUUGAGAGAAAUUGAAGUUGAUUUGGAACAUAAUGUGAUAGUGAGAGGUGAUGGAGAGAGGUUAGAUGAUAAGGAGUUUUUGGUAGACGAAUACGAGAGUGGAGAUGAGAAGAAUGGGUUGUCGAAGAGAAAGGGGGGCGGAGUUUGUUGCGGUUCGUCUUCGAGUGACGAUGACAAUGAAGAUAAAGGGUUUAGCGAUGAUGAAGAAGAAGAGACGGAUUUUAAAAUUUAUUUCUGUAGUAGAACUCAUUCACAGCUAUCGCAGUUUGUAAAAGAGUUGAGGAAGACUACUUUUGGUAAUGAGUUGAAGGUUGCUUGCUUGGGCUCUAGGAAGAACUUCUGCAUAAACGAAGAGGUAAUCAAGCUUGGAAAUUCUACUCUUAUUAACGAGCGGUGUUUGGAUCUUCAAAAGAAUAAGAAUAGCCAAGUUUCAAAAAAGAAGAAUUCGGGUGUUGAUGGAAGAAAACGCCAAACAAAGGCUUCAAGUGGAUGCCCAAUGCUUAGCAAACGUAAGCUACAAAAGCAGUUCAAAACCGAAAUGACCGAGAAAGGCCCCCUUGAUAUUGAAGAUCUUGUUCGCCUCGGAGGCAAUUUAGGAACUUGUCCGUAUUAUGGUUCUAGAAGCAUGGUUUCCGCAGCUGAUCUCGUGGUUCUUCCUUAUCAAUCUCUUUUAUCUAAGUCUUCACGGGAAUCACUUGGUUUAAGCUUGAAAAAUAGCGUUGUUAUCAUAGACGAGGCUCACAAUCUUGCUGACUCCCUCAUCAGCAUGUAUGACUCAAAAGUUACGUUGUCUCAGUUGGAACUUGUUAAUUCAAGUUUAGAGGGCUACUUUCAACGGUUUCAGAACCUCUUGGGACCAGGAAAUAGAAGACAUAUUCAAACAUUAAUGGUUCUCACUCGUGCUUUUAUACAAACUUUAUGCAACACAGAUGAUGCUAAUUUCGUAAAUUCUAGUGGCUCGGAGUGCUCUUUGUGCAUCAAUGAAUUUGUGUUUUCUCUCAACAUUGACAACAUAAAUUUAGUCAAGUUGCUGCUAUAUAUUAAAGACAGUAAUAUGAUUCACAAGGUUAGUGGGUACGGAGAUAAAAUAAUUAGCCUACAAAAUGAUACUACAAGCGUUUUAUCAGCUUUUCGUGCGUUAGCUGGAAUAUUACUCUCGCUAACGAAUCACGAUAGUGACGGAAGGAUAAUAAUCUCAAGAAAAAAACCGACAGAAUCUGGACAACAAGGAGGAUAUCUAAAAUACGUUAUGCUCACAGGGGAAAAGAUCUUUCAUGAGAUUGUUAAUGAAGCACAUGCUGUUGUAUUGGCUGGCGGGACUCUCCAACCGAUUGAAGAAACACGGGUGCGGCUCUUUCCAUGGUUAGCGCAAGAUCAGCUGCAUUUCUUCUCGUGUGGUCAUAUAAUCUCACCAGACAAUAUUUUACCUAUUUCUGUUUCAACCGGGCCUACGGGUCAACCCUUUGACUUCAGCUAUAGCUGUAGAAGUACGUCAGCCAUGGUUGGGGAGUUAGGGCUUCUACUUUGUAAUCUAGUAACAGCAGUUCCACAAGGUAUUAUUGUCUUCUUCUCUUCAUUCGAUUAUGAAGAAUACGUCUACGACGCUUGGAAAGCUUCCGGAAUUCUCGGUAGAAUUACAAAGAAAAAACGUUUAUUCAGAGAGCCAAGAAAAAAUACAGAAGUCGAACUUAUUCUAAAAGAAUACAAGGAAUCAAUCGAUGCAAAUAGUGGUGCUGUGAUUCUUGCUGUAGUUGGAGGAAAGAUUUCAGAAGGUAUUAAUUUCAGUGACGGGCUGGGCCGAUGUAUUGUCAUGGUUGGGUUGCCGUAUCCAAGCCCAUCUGAUAUUGAGUUGAUGGAACGGGUCAAACAUAUUGACCGUAUUGGUGACCCGAAAAAAAAUUCCAAUGUUACAUGCUUUAAUGGAGAUGCUCAAGCGGGAUUUGAGGUUUUAAGAAGUUGUAAGCACCGAGGGAAAGAGUAUUAUGAAAAUCUUUGCAUGAAAGCUGUAAAUCAGUCAAUCGGCAGAGCAAUCAGGCACAUUAAUGAUUAUGCAGCAAUCUUGUUGGUAGACACGCGUUACACGUCAGAUUCUUCAAAAAAGAAUAUCUCUCACCCCACAAACAAGCUUCCACAUUGGAUUAAAAACCGUCUCGUUUCAAAAACCAGUAGUUAUGGAGAAGUUCAUCGAUUACUUCAUCAAUUUUUCAAAUUUCACAAAAGUAAGUUGAUUUAGUCGGUAGAUAUUUAGAGUUUAGACCCCAAGGGUCCAUAGAAUUUUGUAUUUUUUCUUGUCUAGUUGGUGAAAUCAACGUUGAGCUUUCUAAUUAAUAGCUUAAACAUAUGAUACAUGUUGUCGUCUCAUAUUUAUAUGGGUCGACUUUCAUCUCUUGUUGCAUGUGCGACUCCCACACCAAAAAUGUUUAUUUGUCUUGUCGUUAUUGUAAUUGUAUAUAAGGAAAGAGUAUUAAUCUC
Molecule: messenger RNA, 2957 nt
Organism: Helianthus annuus (common sunflower)
Lineage: Eukaryota; Viridiplantae; Streptophyta; Magnoliopsida; Asterales; Asteraceae
Product: ATP-dependent DNA helicase DDX11
Exons: 8
Coding region: 25-2718 (897 amino acids)
Biological process (GO): establishment of sister chromatid cohesion; nucleobase-containing compound metabolic process
Cellular component (GO): nucleus
Molecular function (GO): DNA helicase activity; ATP binding; hydrolase activity, acting on acid anhydrides, in phosphorus-containing anhydrides
Source: RefSeq, a predicted model, not a curated record